Molecule: messenger RNA, 5422 nt
Organism: Calliphora vicina (urban bluebottle blowfly)
Lineage: Eukaryota; Metazoa; Arthropoda; Insecta; Diptera; Calliphoridae
Gene: Rbp
Product: RIM-binding protein
Exons: 19
Coding region: 86-5338 (1750 amino acids)
Biological process (GO): neuromuscular synaptic transmission
Molecular function (GO): protein binding
Source: RefSeq, a predicted model, not a curated record
CAGAAGCAGUGCAGUAGCAGAUGCAGUAGAGGCAGCAGCACAAACUAAAAAUAACAGCCAUUAAAAAAUAUAGAAAUAGUUCACGAUGCCGUACGAAACAAUGCACCAUUCACAGCAACACCACCACCACCACCAUCAAACAUCCACAGCUAACGGCAUGUACGACUCCUUAAGUUUACAGUUACGCGAUGCUGAAACGCGUCGUUCCGAAAUCGAACGAGCACAUCAAGAAACCUUGGCACAAAUUCGUAAUCUUAGCAGUUCUGGCGGUCGUCAAGAUAUAGAAGCCAUUGAAAAUUUACAAUCUCGUGCCAGAGAACUAGAGAAAAAGGCUGCUUUGGAAAAUGUGCACUGCGAGGAAUUACAAAUUGAAUUAUCUGCUGCCAUGAAAACAAAAUCAUCUCGUUCGAGCUGCGAGCAACGACAGAAUGUUGCGUCGAGUGCCACAGCUACAUCGGGUACCAGUACCUCAGUUACCUGGGCGCCCACAAUAGGCCAUCAUGAUGAUCAGGGUUCCGAAAUUGACAUCAUUAUGGCCAAAAUUGAACAGGAUAAUCGAGUUUUGGCUGAAUUGGAAAAUCCAAGAACAUCAGCCGGUCUAUCAUCCAUGCCCACAAGUUCCAUAUUGAAUACCACAAAUAGCGAAUUUAAAACCAUAUCAAAAUCUGAACUUGAAGAAGAACUGAAUCGUUAUAAGCGUGCAGUACUUGGUGGCAGUAGUGGGAUGUCGGGUACGGUGGGCAGUAGUGCCUACACUGGUUACUCGUCCGCUUUAACCUCCACCCUACCAAACGGUGGUGGCGGUGGUGGUAGUGGUACCGGUAAUACCGGUGUGGUUUCAAGUCAUUCGGGUACCACGUCGUCUGGUCAUGGUCCCGGUCUAACAUCCAUAUCGGCCUUGGUGCCAAAUUCAAUCGGUGGCAUUUCCUCAAGUCUUAGUAGUCAUGCUAUAACGGCUGCCUCAGCAUAUGGUGGGGCCGGAAGUGGCGCUGGCUCAUCGGCCAUUGAUAAGCUGUUGAGUGGAACAAGUGGAAUCACUGGCAUUCCACCAUUGCCGGUAAAUAUUCAUACGAUGAAGUCUAUGCCAUCAGCAUUAAGUCAGAGCACAACUAUGCCUAUACUCUCGCUGAACUCGCAUAAUAUACCAACAGGCACCAGCAGCUACUCGGCACUCGGUUUAAGUGGCACGGGAGCAGGUGCUGGCGUACAUCCGUUGGGUGCCUCUUUGACCCAUCCCACCUUAGGCCUGGAUACCGGCACACUGUUGGGUACGGCUGGCCUAUCUGGUCUGGGCACCGGCUUGGCUGGCACGGCUUCACUUUACGGUUUGGGUUCCGGUGUUGGUGGCAUUGGCGGCAUUGGCGCUGGUUUGCCAAGCUCCUAUGGUCCUCCUCCUCCCUCGUAUCUGGACAUUGGUUCAACCGCCUCGUAUCCAUUCACUUCGGCCGCCAUACGUAAUGCUACGAAAAUGAAAAUGUUGGAUGAGAUCGAUAUACCGUUGACGCGCUUUGGCAAUCGCAGUUCACCUUGCUCACCGAUUCCACCCAGUAAUUGGGGCCUCGAUGAAUUUCCCGACAGCAUGAGCGCCUCAAUGAUGCACAGUCGCGGCGGCUUAGCUUUAGGACACAUGGACAUGGAAUCUCGCAAUCACAAUCUAAAUGGAGUGAGUGAACCACAAGUUGAUAUGUUGGAUAUACCGGGCAAAGGACGUUGUUGUGUAUUCAUCGCCCGUUUUCCUUACGAUCCACCAGACAGAGAUGCUGAGGGCGAGCUGUCAUUAUGUGCGGGGGAUUAUCUUUUAGUAUGGACCAGUGGUGAACCACAAGGCGGUUAUUUAGAUGCCGAAUUAUUAGAUGGUAGACGUGGCCUGGUGCCAGCUUCAUUUGUACAGCGUUUAAUAGGUGAUGAUCUUUUGGAAUUUCAUCAAGCCGUCUUAUCCACUUUGCGAGAUGCCGAAGAUGGUUCGAUGCAAUGUGAUUCGACAUCAUUGCCCUCAUUACCACCGCACAAUCCAUUGCUCACCCACACCCAAGAGGAUUUAGCUAGAUUAAGUGAAACUCAUACUGAUUUGGAACACGAUCAAGAUGAUAUUAGUGAUAAUGUUCCAGCACCAAAGCAUUUGACAUUGGAGAGACAACUGAAUAAAAGUGUUUUAAUUGGAUGGUCGCCACCUGAACCCCUGGGCUACAAUUUGAUUGACAGUUAUCAUGUCUAUGUCGACGGAGUGCUCAAAGUUACUGUUAAAGCAAAUGAACGCACACGUGCUCUAAUCGAGGGCGUGGACUCGAACAGACCUCAUCGCAUUAGCGUACGUAGUGUUGCACAAAAUCGCCAACAAUCUCGAGAUGCUGCUUGUACCAUGAUUAUUGGCCGUGACACUUCACACUUGGGUCCAUCGUCUGUACGUGCUACGCAUAUAACGUGUUCAUCGGCUGUCAUAACAUGGCUGCCAGCAAAUUCAAAUCAUCAGCAUGUAGUUUGUGUAAAUAAUGUCGAAGUACGCACCGUUAAGCCGGGUGUCUAUCGCCACACUAUAACCGGUCUGGCUCCCAGUACUCAGUACCGAGUAACCGUACGAGCCAAACAUUUGCGAGCACCUGGCGGUCACCAGCCACCGGGCCGUCCUCAAGAGGAAGCGCCCGGAGCAUAUGCUGAUUUCCGUACCCUCACAAAAGGGUUGCCUGAUCCUCCACAGGAUAUACAACUUGAGGCUGGUCCUCAGGAUGGUACCAUUCUUGUGACAUGGCAGCCAGUUAAUAGGCCCACCUCAUCGGGGCCUGUAACCGGCUAUUCUGUGUACGCGGAUGGUAAAAAGGUAACCGAUAUCAAUUCACCUACGGGAGAUCAUGCGCUCAUCGAUAUUGGUAAAUUGGGUACAUUCAAUCCCAGAGCCGUAACUAUACGUACUAAAUCCCGAGAAGCACAAUCGGCCGAUAGUGCACCCAUAUUAAUACCAAAUUCUGUUCGUAGUGCUGUAGGUAGAAGGGGACCAAAUCAAAUGGGUAUGGGCAUGGGCCAACACUUACCCCAAGGACCUCACGGUCCUAUGGGCAUGCAACAGCAGCAACAACAUAUGAUGGGCCAUCAGGAUCCUAAUCAGUAUGACCCCAAUCAAAUGCAACAACAACAACAGCCGGGCAUGCAACAACAACCCGGCAUGCAGCAGCAGCAAACCGGUCAACAACAACAAGGCCAGCAGGGCCAACAGGCCGAGGGAAGUACCGGUGUAUUAGGAGGCCUAUUCGGGGGCCUCUUUUCAAAACAAACACCACAAACUCAAACUCAGACUCAAGCGAAUCAAAAUAUUAACGGUUACCCACCGGGCCAACAGCAGCAGCGAAUGAUGCGGCCGCCAGGCGUGCAGGGUAUGCAGCAGCAGCAACAACCAUAUGGACCUCAAGGCCCCAUGGGUCCACAGCAGCGUUUCCCCGGCCAAAGAGGUCCUGCCCCUCCGGGUCAAAUGCAACAAGGUGGACCCAUGCAACAAGGUAUGAUGCCCGGUCAAACGCAGCCCGGCAUGCAACCUGGUGGCAUGCAAGGUACAAUGCAAGGUGCUAUGGGCCUUAGAGGUCCAAUGAAUCAACAGCAGCAAAUGCAACAGCAGCAGCAACAACAACAACAGCAACAAAUGCAACAAGGCCAAAUGAUGCCCGGCCAACAAGGUCUAACACCACAACAACAACAGCAGCAGCAGCAACAACAGCAGCAGCAACAGAUGGCUGCGGCCGCCCAGAAAAAGCCCCGCUACUUUGUUGCCAUGUUCGACUAUGAUCCCAGCACAAUGAGUCCAAAUCCAGAUGGAUGCGACGAAGAACUGCCAUUCCAAGAGGGUGACACUAUUAAGGUCUAUGGUGAUAAGGAUGCCGAUGGUUUUUAUUGGGGUGAAUUGCGCGGUCGUCGUGGCUAUGUACCCCAUAAUAUGGUAACCGAGGUUGAUGACGGCACUGGUCAAAUGGGCCAAAUGGGCGGCCAGAUGCCUCAACAACCGGGCGGUGGUACAGGCCAAGUAAUGCCCGGCCAAGUUGGCACUCAACAAAGCAUGCGAAAUGUUAGUCGUGAUCGUUGGGGUGAUAUCUAUGCAAAUAUGCCAGUAAAGCGUAUGAUCGCCUUGUACGAUUACGAUCCACAAGAGCUAAGUCCCAAUGUGGAUGCCGAACAAGUGGAGUUGAGUUUUAAAACGGGUGAAAUCAUACUUGUGUAUGGUGAUAUGGAUGAAGAUGGUUUCUAUAUGGGUGAAUUGGAUGGCGUGAGAGGUUUAGUACCGUCUAAUUUCUUAGCCGAAGCGCCCGAUACAUAUAGCAAUCAAAUGAUGCCUGGUGGUGGCCCUGCAGGACGCGGUGGCUUGGCCAGUCAAAGGGGCAGAGGUCAAGGGCCGGGUGCUAGAGGACCGCCACCACCUCCUCGCGAUAAUAUGAUGCCUGGUAUGGCGGGACCUCGUGGUCCCCAAGGAAAAAAUGCUCGCCCUGCUUCCCCUACACUGUUAGACAACACGGGCCACCCUGCCCCCGAUCACCAAACGCAGGGGAUGAUCGGUCGCGGUGGUAAUGUUGCUGGCAUGCAGCAGCAACAACAACCUUAUGGUCAGCAACAAACGCAAAUGGGACAACAACAACAGCAGCAACAGUUACAGCAGCAGCAACAACAACAACAACAGCAGCAGCAGCAAAUGGGUCAGCAGAUGGGGCAAAUGGGCCAGAUGGGUCAGCAGGGUAUGAUGGGUCAACAGCAGCAGCCAAUGGGUCAACAGAAUCAACAGCAAAUGGGUCAGAUGGGUCAGCAGAUGGGCCAGAUGGGUAUGAUGGGCGGCCAGCAGCAACAACAGCCUGGUCAGCAGAUGGGCCAAAUGGGAAUGAUGGGCCAGCCGCAACAACAACAACAGCAACAACCUCCUCCCGUAUCGCAACCCUCAGGCGGUUUAUUAUCCGGUGCAACUAGUUUGCUCUCGGGCGCUACUUCGGCUGCCACCGGUGGUCUAUUUGGAUCUAAACAACCACCAAAACAAGAUCCAAUGCAACCACAAGGUGGUGCGCAGCCAACGCAGCAAACAUCAACCGGCCUGGGAGGAUUAUUUGGCGGCGGUCAACAGCAACAGCAGCAGCAACAACAGCAGCAGCAACAACAACAACAACAGCAACCCCAGCAACAACAACAGCAGCAGCAACAACAACAACAACCACAAGUGCCACCUCAAGGUCAACAGCCACCACCACAAAGCCAAGGGCCCGGUGCUGGUCUGCUGGGCGGUCUCAAAGGUAUCGCCGCAGCAGCGCCGGGUGGUGAUGUGCUGUCGAAAGGUAAGGAUCUCUUUGGCAAAUUCGGAUUCGGUUUUGGCAAAUAACCCCGGUCAUAUUGUAGGUCGUUUUUAUAUAUAUAUUAUAUUAAUAAUAACUAUAUUAAUAAAUUACUAAUAAUUAAUUAAUUA